CCUGACGCUUAGCCCUCCCCUCAUUGUUUUUCUGAAUAAGGGGAGAAUACAGCACUACAUGUAAUAUUUGCUCACGCCAAACUGAAAGCGAAGAGCACAGACUCUAUUUGAGCUGUUUUGUUGUUGAACGAGGCAUUAAAAGCGAGUAAUGUAGGACGGAUGGUGUAACGUAAAAGUAUUAGCAGCCUGCUAGCGCUUCACAUAUGUGUUUGUAUGUGUGUGUGAACCCGGGACGCGCAGAGGCUUUUUUACUCAAUAACACUACGAAAGAAAAGUGCGAGAGAAUUUUCUCGGCUAAGCAAAUAUCAGGAGUCGCUGGCUCGGAUUUAGGCUCGUUUUAUGAGCAAGAAGAGAAGAGAGGAGCAGUAAACUUGACUCAGGAAUGACGGACAUCGCUGCAGUGUCGCCACAUUCAUAUAGGUCUGAUUGAGCAGAGCCGUGAGCUACUCAGUGCGUCAGCGCUCGGACGGAAUGAUCCAGCAGGGUGACUAAGAGGAGGAAGAAGGGGGGAGAGGAUGGGUGUGAAUGCCUCCAGCUACCCUCACUCGUGCUCCCCUCGAUUCGGGGGUAACCCACAGACCCAGCAGACCUUCAUAGGCGCCUCCUAUGCACCACAGGGUUAUGGCGGUGAAUCCAAGCUCUACAGCCUAGAACAUGGCCCUGAAAAACCUCAGGACAAAAAGAAAAAGAGCUCCGGUUUGGCCACGCUCAAAAGGAGAUUCAUUAAGCGACGCAAGUCUAGUCGGUCUGCUGAUCAUGCGCGGCAGAUGCGUGAGCUCCUCUCGGGGUGGGACGUGCGCGACGUCAAUGCCCUGGUGGAGGAGUAUGAGGGCACGGCAGCCCUUAAAGAUCUCAGUCUGCAGGCAGGCCUAGCCCGCCCCGAGGCUCGCACCCUGCAGCGUGAUUUAGCCACCCUUUAUCAGCACAAGUACUGCACUGAUGUGGACCUGAUCUUCCAGGAUUCCUGCUUCCCAGCACACCGAGCCAUUCUGGCUGCCCGCUGCCCAUUCUUCAAAACCCUGCUUUCGUCAUCGCCAGGUUACGGGGCAGAGGUGUUGUUGGAUGUUGGGACGGCAGGCAUGGAUGCCCCCAUGUUCUCCUCAUUGCUGCAUUACCUCUACACAGGUGAGCUGGGCUCGGAGGACGUGAGGUUGCAGAAUGUGGAUGUGCUGGUCAGACUGAGUGAGGAGUUCGGUACGCCCAACUCCUUAGAAGCCGACAUGCGAAAAAUCUGUGAGCACAUGCCGUAUUUUGACUCGCUGCUUAGCUUCUCCUCGGACUCUGAGCUGGUUGAUGCUUUCGGAGCAGGUGGACCUGUUCCUAGUGGCGUGGGAGGUGGAAACGCAGGGGUGAACCACAGCUCGCCUGAUGAGGAGCUAAGGGCCCACAAGGCCGUGCUUUCAGCGCGCUCGCCCUUCUUCCGCAACCUGCUGCAACGACGCAUCCGCUCGGGGGAGGAGAUCACCGAGCGAACUCUGCAAACCCCUACCCGUAUUAUCCUCGACGAAUCCAUCAUUCCCAAGAAAUACGCCCGUGUGGUCUUGCACUGCAUGUACACCGAUGCGGUGGACCUUUCGCUAGUGCUGCGGGGGAGCCCUUCUGAAGGCAGUCUGGGUGAAGUUCAGGCACUGGUGGCUGGAAGAGGGUGCAUGAGACGAGCCGAAGAGGCCAUGGAGCUCUACCACAUCGCCCUCUUCUUGGAGUUCAGCAUGCUGGCUCAGGGCUGUGAAGACAUUGUGGCAGACAGCAUCUCGCUGGACUCUGUGGUGGCCAUCCUGAAGUGGAGCUCACAGCCUUACGGCUCCAAAUGGGUUCAUCGGCAGGGCAUGCAAUUCCUGUGUGAGGAGUUCAGCCAGGUCAUGACCUCUGACGUCCUCUACGAGCUUAGCAAGGAGCACCUCCUGGCGGCCAUUCAGUCUGAUUACCUGCAGGCCAGUGAACAGGACAUCCUCAAGUAUGUUGUAAAGUGGGGUGAACACCAGCUCAUCAGGAGGAUGGCCGAUAGAGAGCCUAACCUGUUAAGUGGUACCGCACAUAGUGUGAAUAAACGUGGCGUGAAAAGAAGGGAUCUGGACCUGGAAGAGCUUAAAGAGAUUCUUUCUCCACUGCUGCCUUUUGUCAGAACUGAGCACAUAUUACCAACAAACAGUGAGGUCCUCUCCGACACCAUGAAGAGGGGUCUGAUCAGCACCCCUCCCUCUGACAUGCUGCCCACAGCGGAGGGAGGCAAAGCCAAUGCCUGGCUCCGGCAGAAGAGUGCUGGCAUUUAUGUUCGCCCAAGGUUAUUUUCUCCUUAUGUGGAGGAGGCCAAGGUGGUUUUGGAGGAGAUGAUGGUUGAGCAGAGUGACCUGGUUAGGCUGCGCAUGGUUCGCAUGUCCAAUGUGCCCGACACACUCUACAUGGUAAACAGUGCCGUCCCCCAGUGUUGUCACAUGAUCAACCACCAGCAAAUGGCUGGCAGCCAGACAGCUCCGCCAUCUGUGGUUGCUAAUGAGAUACCAGUGCCCAGGUUGGCAGUAGUGAAGGAAAUGAUCCGUAGGCUGCAGGAGCUGCGUCACACAGACCAGGUGCAGCGAGCAUAUGCUCUGAACUGUGGUGAGGGUGCCACAGUCAGCUAUGAGCUGCAGAUCCGUGUGCUUCGAGAGUUUGGCCUACCUGACGGGGCUGCAGAACUCCUACAGAAUCCGCACAAAUUCUUUCCUGAGGAGCGUUUUGGAGACGAGAGUCCCGUCCUGGCCUUACGGCAGUCAGGUCGCUGCCGAGUCAACAGUACACCAGCUGUGGAGAGCAUGUUCACUGACCUGGAGGCUCUGGUGGGCUUCCGCCCCCCUCUGCCCCCUCCUCCGCCACCUUACCAUCCCCCGGCCACCCCAGGCCAUAGCCAGCAGCAGUAUAAAACGGGCUGGAGACCUCGGGUCCCCACCCAACCUCCCUCCAGAUCUUUCUCCUACCCCUGCAAUUAUGCACUCCUUCACAGGCAGCCCUCUUCCAAGAUGGGUAGCCCAGUAUACCCACCAGGAGCCAAGCCCCUGCCCCCAGACUGCACUAAUGCACAAGGGGGGAGGAAUCUUCAUCCUGACAAGCAAAUGCAGAACAUGGAGCCUGUUAUCAACGAGUUCAUGCCGGACAUCGCUAUGGGUGUUUCGGCAAUGACCCUGAAGGAGCGGCGCCUUCCGGAGGUCUCCAUGGAGGUGGAGAGUCACGAAGCUCACCCUCACCUUUCUGUGAAAGGUACAGCUCCUCCCAUCUCCCACAGCUACUCUAGUCGUCACCCGCACUCUUCCCGUAAGCGGCACGCAGCCGAACCCAAGCCUGAGGCCCCACAGCCUGACUUCCCAGAUCUCUACGAGUUCCCUGGCCGUCACGUGCCUCCCUACAGCGGACCGGACCUCUAUAUCCACGGCCGUCAGGCAGGUGGUGGAGCACCACCUCCGUCCUACUCAGAGGCUUCAGAAUCCCUCCGCUUGGAUGUGCUGGAACAGCCUCCGCAGAGACUAGACUUGGCAAUCGUCUCACAAGGGGGCAUUGCACAAGCUGUGCAGAGGUCAUGGCCCAUAAAUGAGACUGACCUCACCUGUGGGCUUGGCCCCUCCACAGAACAGUAUGAGGAAUGGCCCAUGGGCCACCGGCCUGCUCCAGAAGGAAUGGGGCUGAGCUUAGGAGCGAACGUUGGGUCUGGAGACGAGGGAGGGCUGGGUGCCCGAGACCGCAGGUCACCCAGCAAACCUGAAUACCCCUACAGAAAGUCUGCUCUCUGACCCCUGAUUAAAAAGAGACUGAGGACUGAUUUAAAUGCUAAUUGUAAGCUAACAGGUGAGGCACCAGCAGUCCUGCACUUUGUGUUCUUUCGAGGGCCGACAGUAUCUUGAAGUGUUGAACACCCAUAAGCUACGUGAGUGGCUGCUUUUCUGAAGGCUAAAGGGAGAUGUUGUGUAAACUGUUUUGGAUAGGUUUGAAACCCAGAAGGGAGGAAGGAGAGCUUGGUUUGGUUGUGUGCUCCCUGGAAAGAGUUCAAAAAUGCUAAAAAAAAAUUUAUCUGAGAGGUCCAAGGACUUCAUUAAACAGCCCUGAAAUUUCUUUCAUUGUUCUGUAUAUCCAGGUUCUCAGAUUUCCCUCACAUGCUGCAUAUUAAUGUACGGAUAUCACAGUAUAUUUCUUUUACUUUCAUUUCCCUGAACGGACUGUGAUGAUUGGAGAAAUAUACAUUCAUCUAGAUGCACAGAUUUCAUUCCUUAGGAGUAAAGUGAAAUAUGAAGGCAAUAAGUUGCAAACUCAUUACUUUUUCUAGUCCUUGAAAAAAACGACUCCUUCUGAGGGCAGAGUGGCAGUAAUAGCUUGUGUAAUCUGCUGCAUAUGCCGGCUUUUACAUUAGCCUGUGCAAUUUAAGAGCCGAGAUGGAACAUAAAAGAAAAAACAAGUGAAAUCCCCUGUCUCCUUUGAGGCAACUUAUCAGACAUAACAAUGGCACAGAUGCACCAUUAAAUGUGAAUGGGGCUUUGUUUUAGCGUGUUCCACAACUCAGAUCUGCAGAUUCAUUCCAGUGUAUUUAACUUUAAAAACUAUCUGUCCUCUCAAACAAAAAUUUGGCAUCCUCUUUUGCAUUCAGAUUCUCUUUCCAAGGCUGUAGUUGGUGGCAUUCCUGAGAGACUGCAAAUAUGGGUUAAUCAUUAUCACCCUCGUUCUCUAGAACUGUACAGGACGCUCAACCAAACCAAGCUCACACCACAUCCUCAGUCCUCUGGUUCAGUAGGAUGGCAGCAGUCCAUGGCUGGGAGUUCAUUAGCUUUUCUGUGCUGGUUCUGUCACCAGAUGACCAACAAUUAUGAUGUCAUGAACAGGCUUUGCAAAAAAGAGAAUUCUUGGAAGUGUCAUGGACACAAGGAUUUAGAGUAUUUACUUUUGAUUUGUUACACAACACUUUAAGAAACAAUAUCAUACACACUGCUCCAUACCGUACCUAUAGAUUUAUAGACUUAUUUUAAGCUUUUUUAACAUCUGAAAUGCCUGUAUUCUUAAAUAAUUGUGCAAUAGUGCAGAUUUUUCAUUUUAAAAAUUCAUUUUGCUUUCUUCUCCUUACAACCUUUCUCAGAUUAUACUGACAGCAAAUAUGCAGGCUAGUUCACCCAAAAAUAUUAAUUCUGUCGUCAUUUACUCAUCCUCAUGCUGUU
Molecule: messenger RNA, 5168 nt
Organism: Sinocyclocheilus grahami
Lineage: Eukaryota; Metazoa; Chordata; Actinopteri; Cypriniformes; Cyprinidae
Gene: btbd7
Product: BTB (POZ) domain containing 7
Exons: 11
Coding region: 516-3758 (1080 amino acids)
Biological process (GO): morphogenesis of a branching epithelium
Molecular function (GO): protein binding
Source: RefSeq, a predicted model, not a curated record